UCGGACCAUGCGGAAGUAGAGUUGAUAACUUCCUGAGUCAACGCUCCUCCGGUUCAAAUCUGAAGCGAAGCAACUCCUAAACAUUGACAGCGUAGGCUAUUAUAAAUUUUGUUCGGGAUUCAGGGUAUAUUUAACAAUGGAUGGCUCUGUAUCAAAUGUGGAGGUCUGUAAUUUUGCUUACACGGGGCAGUUAGAAAAAUUAAAGCAGUGUAUUCUGUCAGAUAAAACGCUUGCCUGCAAAACGGACCAGGACCGUAGAACCGCCCUUCACUGGGCUUGUUCUGCUGGCCACACCGACAUCGUGGAGUUUCUGCUUGACCUGGGAGUUGAAGUGAAUCUGCAAGAUGAUGCUUCGUGGACCCCUCUUCACAUCGCUGCAUCUGCAGGCAGAGAAGACAUAGUGAGAUCUCUAAUAUCCAAAGGAGCUCAGCUGAAUUCAGUUAAUCAAAAUGGAUGCACCCCUCUGCACUAUGCCGCCUCUAAAGACAGAUAUGGGAUUGCCUUGCUGUUGCUGGAAAACGGAGCAGACCCUAACGCCACCGACAAGUUGGAGUCCACUCCCCUUCACAGAGCGUCCGCCAAGGGCAACUACCGCCUCAUCCAGCUGCUUCUCAAACAGAGUGCCUCAACCAAUAUCCAGGACUCACAGGGCAACACACCACUCCACCUGGCAUGCGAUGAGGAGCGUGUGGAAGCAGCCAAGUUGCUGGUAGAACAUGGAGCCAGCAUCUACAUUGAGAACAAGGAGGAGAAGACCCCCCUCCAGAUAGCCAAAGGUGGUCUGGGCAACAUACUUCGCCGGAUCGUGGAGGGAUGAUGCAUUUACUGACCUACAAGUUAUAUUCUGGCUCAAAUCCCCACCAUCGCCAAGUUAAAUUAUGAAAAUUCUCAUCCCACUCAAUCCUCCUUGCCUGGUUUGACACAUUCAUAUGUGUAAUGGGCGGAAGAUGAGACAGCGUCAGGGAGAAAAGUUGGACUGAACUGCAUUAGUCCAACAGCUCCUCAGUUUGGGAUUUGAAGCUGCACGGACCAUAGAUGUCCGAUCAAAAACACCAUCCUGCACUAAGCGCAGUCUAACAUGCAGCCCAUUUUCUAUUAAGUUUGAAUUGUUGCAAAAAAGACUCAAUAAAAAUCUGUGUUCAGCCUCUUAA
This is a messenger RNA of Xiphias gladius (swordfish), 1151 nucleotides long. RefSeq names its product proteasome 26S subunit, non-ATPase 10 (gene psmd10). Gene Ontology annotation, molecular function: protein binding. The transcript is spliced from 5 exons. NCBI's taxonomy places the organism in Eukaryota, Metazoa, Chordata, Actinopteri, Istiophoriformes, Xiphiidae. The coding region runs from base 137 to 817 and encodes 226 amino acids. The record is from RefSeq and is a predicted model, not a curated record.